Thalassophryne amazonica is the source of this 682-nucleotide messenger RNA. RefSeq names its product CDK5 regulatory subunit-associated protein 2-like. The record is from RefSeq and is a predicted model, not a curated record. NCBI's taxonomy places the organism in Eukaryota, Metazoa, Chordata, Actinopteri, Batrachoidiformes, Batrachoididae. Gene Ontology annotation, molecular function: microtubule binding; protein kinase binding; transcription cis-regulatory region binding. Gene Ontology annotation, cellular component: microtubule organizing center; mitotic spindle pole; microtubule plus-end. Gene Ontology annotation, biological process: microtubule bundle formation; regulation of mitotic cell cycle spindle assembly checkpoint; chromosome segregation. The transcript has 3 exons. Bases 76 to 489 code for a protein of 137 amino acids.
UGUUACUGAUUCAGAUUUUGGCUCAAACUUUUCAACAUUAAUGUUGUUGGUUUUUGUGUGUUUGUGCUCAUUAAAAUGUUUCUGUUUUAUCUGCAGGAACUCGCAGAUCUGAAGAGGGAAAAUUUCUCUCUCAAGCUCCGAAUUCAUGAGCUGGAGAAACACCAGCAGCAGACGUCUGCAGACUCCACUGAGGACGUUUUCCAAACGGGGGUUGAUCAGGAGCUCCAUACCCUUUUGCGGGAAAAGGAAAUGGAGCUGGUCCAGAUUCGGGACCAACAUCUGUCCAAGGUCCUGGAGGUCCAAAGGCUCCAGCUUGACCUUAAAAAAAAGGAGCAGCAACUGACUGACCUGAUGGAGAAAAAUGAGCAGCUGGAGAAGGAACUGGAGGACCUUCAACAGCAGAGAAGAAAAGACUGUGAAGCUGUAAAGGAGUUCACAGUUCAAAUGAGGACGCUGCAGGACAGGACAAAGGAUGUGGAGGUAAACUGACAUCGAGCAUCACAUUCACACAGCUUCUGCUCUGAUUCGUGUUGUAUGUUGUGUUUUUUGAGAUUCUGACACAUUAUCAACAUGCACACGUGCAAAUACUUUAUCCUUAGAUUUUACUUUGUCAAUGAAGUUUGUCUUCUGUUGUCCUCUCUCUCUGUAGAAGACAACUGCAGUUCUACUCAGACAGCUGCAG